UGCAUCAAUUUUUUGAAAUCAAUUGGCACCGUCGGUAGCGAUUCGACCCUGUACUACAUAGAGCAGGCCGAUUUCAAUUUGUUGCGUCGCUAAAUAAGUCGAUCGGACAGAUCGAGGUUAAACGAAAACUGCGCGGUACCCGUGAAUUCUCGAUAAGUACGUCCAGAUUCCAUCGAUUCGGUCGCCAAUGUUAGAAAUUAAUCGUUCUUAUUAACACGUUGACUGACACGAUGACCACUGGUGAGCUACGUUUUACUAAAUUUUUUCCAGAAUCAUUAAAAUGAGACGAAUUUCAUGGACUAGAAAAAAUGACCAGUUACACACGCAAGGAGGCUUCAAUCAUCAUUUCGUCGAAUUUCGGAGCUUUAUUCGAGCCGUAGGACGAUCGUGGUUCAAAAGUUAUGGCAAGAAGACAAUGAUACUUGCUAGAAUGCAUUUACUCCGAUAUAAGUGGUCAAAAAUGAAAUUGCAUAUGCGUUUGAUUGCGAACUUAAUUGUGGUAAGGUAUUGUUAGAUAAGGUUAGGUUAGGUUACAUUCCAUGGAUGGCUAGCUACGUUAGAUCCCUCAAAAGAUCUAACCUAACGAACCAAGUGCAUGUUACUCAGGCCCUUCCCCUCUACAAUAUAUCUCAAGGACAGGGCCAUUGGAGUUGAGGCCCCCUUUUGUUCAUUAUUAAAGAAAAAUAUUUAACGAUACGAAUGAUGUAGAUAAAGGAAAUCAUCGUCGGAAAGAAGAGCGCAAACGCAAUGUACUAUUUUGCAAGAAUUAAAUGUUACGAUUAGAUUGUGGAUACCUAUGAAGAGAACUAAAGAAAUUGAAACCUAUUCGGUAAUUUCUUUCGUUCACUGAGAGUUACGACGAGUAAUCCACUUUGGAUGAUUUAUUUUCGAAUGUUAUACACACUCUCCGAAUACUCGUACAUUUAAAUUUAUCGUAAAUACAGAAAAACCUGCAGUCUAGUUAUGAUAUAAUGUAUCUCGAUCUAUCGCGGCUUUCAGGGCAAAAUAUACAUACAGCGGCUACAAAAAGUAUUGGCACAUAUCUUUAUCUUUCAAUGAAGCGUUUUUUUUUUUGUAGCAGAUUCUACAUUUCAUUUGCUUGAUAUCAAAGUUUUGUAGUCAUACGAUGUAUGCCACAAAAUGAUACGAGAUUGAAUAUACUCGAAUAGUAAUUAAUCAGUAUGUAAAUCUUAUAAUACAAUGGCCGAAUGAAUGAAUACAAUGACCUGCCAAUACUUUUCGUAACCACCGUAUUUGCAUGGCAAUCAACGUGUUAACCACGCGUUUAAAAUCUAAACGACGCGCGGUACUCGGUUUCGGUACUCGAAUUCGGAAGUUUUUUGGCGCGUUUGAGAAUUGAUGGCGACCUUCACCCAGAACUUCACAGUUGCUUCCGGCUGCUAUUUAUAUUCGCGUUGGCUGGCACAGUGCGCGGGAGGUUUGUGUCGCGAUCUUCGUUGCGGUAAGCAGCGCAUGUCAGCGUUCAGCGUAUAAUGCUCGCUCGACCUUUGAUUCGUUUCGAUAAGUUCGAAUUCGAUUCGAUUCGAAAGUUCCAAGUUCGAUUCGGAUGAACGCGCGUGUCAUCGUGUGUAGCGGAUAAGUCGCGACUUUAGCGAACUGUAUUCUUUGAACGAGCGUUAAUCCGAAGAUGCUCUUGAGAUACUCGGACGGCUUGAGCAGAGUGUUGGAGUCCGCGUUGGCGAACUUGGGCGGUAUGAACGGUAGCACCAUAUGUUUAUUGACCAGAUGGGACGUUUGGUUCGUCUUAAUUUCCUCGGUGUCCGCCGGUGGACUGGCAGGAGGCACUUCCGGCUGCUGAUGCUCGCCGCAGGAUACGUCGGACUUGUUGAUCGCUGUUCCGAAACAGAAACGAGGUGGGGGAAACGAAUCGUAGUACGCGUCGGACAAGUGAAAUCUAGAAGAUCGAGCGAGACGAAUCGAGGAUCGAAGAAACGAAGUUAUCGACAGCUCGAGAGAGCUAUAUCUUCUAGCUUACCUGCAGACGCAAGGUUUGCUCCGUUCUCGGUUCUUCCAUUCCGGUUCGUUUCACCGGAGACGUCUCUUUUCUCGUCCCUGGUUAUAGGUUCCGCGUUUUGCUUGGCGUUCACCACGAGCACCACGACGUCUUCCUUCUCCGGUAGUGGGGGCGGUGGUGGUGGAGGCGGUGGCUUGGCGAAGCUGAGAAAGACGCGCGAUGCAGGGAAAGGAGAAGAAGAAGAAGAAGAAGAAGAAGAAGAAGGAAAAGAAGAAGAAGAAGAAGAAGAAGAAGAAGAAAACGAAGAAGAAUAUCUGACAGGAUUCGGCAACGAAUUCUCCAGCGAGGACGAACGUUGCCCCUGUGCCCUACCGAUCGGUCAGAACAAUCCUCAACGAUGUCCGUACGGUCUGUACGCGGAACAGCUGUCCGGCACGUCGUUUACCGCUCCUCGCUCUCGAAACAGACGCUCGUGGUUGUAUCGAAUCAAGCCGUCGGUCGUCCAUAAACCCUUCACACCGGUUGACAGCGCUCCUCGUCUCGACUACGGAUGGGACGCUGUAAAUCCAACGCCGAAUCAGCUACGAUGGAAACCUUUCGACGUGCCGACCAGACAAGCCGCGGAGGUAGAUUUCGUGGAGGGUUUGCACACGCUAUGCGGCGCGGGAGACGCUCGCGUUCGCCAAGGUAUCGCGAUCCACGUGUAUCUCUGCAACGCCUCCAUGAAGAACAAGGCCUUCUACAAUUCCGACGGAGAUCUUCUCAUUGUGCCGCAGCUAGGCGCGUUACUGAUAACCACGGAGUUUGGCAAAAUGCGUUGUGAGCCGAACGAGAUAUGCGUGAUCCAGCAAGGUAUGCGGUUCCACGUUGCUGUGUUUGGUCCAUCUAGAGGAUACAUCUUGGAGGUGUACGACGAUCACUUUCAAUUGCCCGAAUUGGGGCCGAUAGGAGCGAAUGGCCUGGCGAACCCACGGGAUUUUCAAACGCCUGUAGCGUGGUACGAGGAUCGUGAAAUCGAUUACGAGAUCGUGUGCAAGUAUCACGGUAAGCUGUUUGUAGCCGAGCAAGACCACAGUCCGUUCGACGUGGUAGCUUGGCAUGGAAAUUACGUUCCGUUCAAAUACGACCUCGACAAAUUCAUGGUCGUUAAUACGGUUUCCUUUGAUCAUUGUGAUCCUUCGAUCUUCACGGUCCUGACGUGUCCCUCCGGGAAGAUCGGUACAGCAGCAGCCGAUUUUGUAAUAUUCCCACCUCGAUGGUCCGUGCAGGAGCACACUUUUCGGCCUCCUUAUUAUCAUCGAAAUUGUAUGAGCGAAUUCAUGGGCCUGAUAAAGGGACGAUACGAAGCUAAGGAGGAAAGUUUCCAUCCAGGCGGGGCGUCGUUGCAUUCCAUUAUGACGCCACAUGGACCGGAUUCGUCUUGUUUCGAAACUGCUUCAAACAGCAAGUUGAAACCUGAACGCGUCGCCGAUGGAACACAAGCUUUCAUGUUUGAAACGUCGUAUAGUUUGGCGAUAACCGAAUGGGCUGCAAAUCUUUCCAACAAACUGGACAACGAUUAUUACAAAUGCUGGCAAUCUCUUAAGAAACAUUUCGUUUCGAAUGCUUCUUAAUACAUUUUUACAUUUUGCAUUUUUAUAUUUUGUAGAAAAGAUAGAAGUGAUAAGGGUACACGAUUAAAGAAUUAUAGGAGUA
Molecule: messenger RNA, 3670 nt
Organism: Bombus huntii
Lineage: Eukaryota; Metazoa; Arthropoda; Insecta; Hymenoptera; Apidae
Gene: hgo
Product: homogentisate 1,2-dioxygenase
Exons: 10
Coding region: 1732-3588 (618 amino acids)
Biological process (GO): L-phenylalanine catabolic process
Cellular component (GO): cytoplasm
Molecular function (GO): homogentisate 1,2-dioxygenase activity
Source: RefSeq, a predicted model, not a curated record